AAAUAAAUUUAUUUACUCAUAGUAGGUACGUUUCACUUCGUGGACGUGUUUGAAUAUUUUAAAGUAUUAUUAUUAUAUCUUAUAAGUUUCGUAACCUACGACUAUUAUUAAUAUAAUUGAAGAAGAGAUGACUUCCCUACCAAUCGUGUCUAUAACGAGAAGAGAAACUUUCAGUUCUUGCCAUCGAUUACACAGCCCUUUUUUAGGUGAUGAAGAGAAUAAAAAAUUAUAUGGAAAAUGUAACAAUCCUAAUGGACAUGGUCAUAAUUAUGUUGUACUUGUAACAGUAAAGGGUCCAGUAGACCCACAAACAGGAAUGGUGAUGAAUGUACAUGAUCUGAAACAAUACAUGAAAGAUGCAAUAAUGGAUCCACUUGAUCAUAAAAAUCUGGAUCAAGAUGUGCCAUACUUUAAAGCUGUUGUGAGUACUACUGAGAACUUGGCAAUUUUCAUUUGGGAUCAACUGCAAAAGUUAAUGCCAAAGCCACAAUUGCUACAUGAAGUAAAAAUUUUGGAGACUGAAAAGAACCAUGUUGUGUAUCGUGGAGGUACUACAUUUCCCCGCAAAAAGGUGGAUUCUUCUCACUUACAUCCAGGAAACCACAAUCAUGUGUCUUCUGAUUCGGACUAGUUAAGUUCACCCUAACUAAAAUGGUACAGGAACAAUAUAUGGUAUCAAAGAAUGACUCAAUUGGUUUCAAAUUAACAUAACUAUCUAAAUUAAAUUUUAUUCUAUAUAUAUAAUAUAUCUAAAUCUGUGAUGAAUUACUAUUAACAUGUAAUAUCCAUCACUUUUUACAUUCCAACCGAUGUUUGUGGUGUGGGAAUGUGAAUAGAAAAUAGAUUGAAUUUAUGAAUCUGAUUAUUUUUAUACUGCCAUUUUAAAAGGCCAUUCCAUUAUGACAUUAGCUUAAGAGUUGCUAGUUUACUACAAAAAUGUUUAUGCUCCACUACUUUGUAAUUUUAAAUAAUUAUGUUAUUCUAGCGCACAGUUUAUUUAACAAUUGGUACACCUUGCAUUUUUUUAAAAACUAUUCUUGGGAUGGUUGUUUUAAUAAGUUUUUAUAAUAAAUUGUUUUUUUCA
Messenger RNA from Pieris napi, 1084 nucleotides. It is a transcript of the gene purple, whose product is annotated as 6-pyruvoyl tetrahydrobiopterin synthase. Gene Ontology annotation, biological process: tetrahydrobiopterin biosynthetic process. Gene Ontology annotation, molecular function: 6-pyruvoyltetrahydropterin synthase activity. The transcript is spliced from 4 exons. The record is from RefSeq and is a predicted model, not a curated record. The coding region runs from base 128 to 631 and encodes 167 amino acids. Gene Ontology annotation, cellular component: mitochondrion. NCBI's taxonomy places the organism in Eukaryota, Metazoa, Arthropoda, Insecta, Lepidoptera, Pieridae.